Molecule: messenger RNA, 765 nt
Organism: Desarmillaria tabescens
Lineage: Eukaryota; Fungi; Basidiomycota; Agaricomycetes; Agaricales; Physalacriaceae
Exons: 3
Coding region: 1-765 (254 amino acids)
Source: RefSeq, a predicted model, not a curated record
AUGUCAAGGGAGUACCUUGAAAAGGUCCACUCGGACUUCGCUCAGGAAGGUGGGACAUGCAAGAUUCUGUGUGCAACGUCUGCAGAAGCAGUGGGAAUCGACUUUCCUGACGUUGACAUUGUCGGAUACAUGGAUAUCCCCCAGGAUGAGUGCGAUGAUCUGCAAAGGGGUGGCCGGGUGAUUCGGAGACCUGGACAAUAUGGUCUCUAUGUGAUAUUUUAUGAACCGUUGGUUCUUGAAAUUGACGUCAAGGAUUUUGACAACCCAGAUAUGGACUAUAACGAUCCUGAUCGUCCGCGAGGACCGCUAAAGCCAACAUCAAAUAAAAAGGAACGGGCGGCACUCUCAGCAAUACGCCUCAUCCAAAGGCAUGGCCCCCAAUGUAUCCGUGAAUUCAAGGCUAACUACUUGCAAGACAAUGCACCUGAUGCGCUCCAUUAUUCUGGUCCAUUCUGUUGCGACCGCCAUAACGAUGCUUUUAACCUGCAGAAUUUCCUUCCUGGUCCAAUCUACAACCCUCAGUCAUCAGAAGCAUCGUCAAAACGUAAACCAAAUCGCGAGAAGUACCGCCUACCAAAAGCCCAUCGUAUCAUCUUACAGCGGCGUCUUGAGGACUGGCGGAGAACAGAACAUGAGGCUGAUGCACUGAAGUCGGUCCGACCUCGAUAUUUCAUUCUUUCAGAUUCACACAUUGUCACUCUUGCCAAGACACGUGCAGAACUUGUAUCUUCGUCCGCUGCUUACAUCGACGCUUGCUCAUUGUAA